AAAAUUAUUAUACGUUUAAAGCGUAAAAUGCAAUGAUCGAGAUUAUGCAAGAAUUCGCAGAGACAUGAGACGGAAUGAUCAAUUAAAUAGUGACGUCGGAGCAAAUAAAUGUCUUUCUCCAAACAUUUCGUCGACAUUCGUAUUUUGAACAUUAAGGGCAAUUUGCAGCGGCGUCGGCGUCACCGGGUAUAUAUUGUGAGUGCAUCGUUGCGCACACGCAUUGUCCACUUAAUAGGCGUAACUAUGAAGGGUGUAGUGAUAGUUUGUGUCGCGGUCUUCGGCAUCGCUGGAUGUAGUCUCGCGCCCUUCAUCACGCCAUGCAGGGAACAGGACACGGCAUGCUUACGGGCGUCAGCUCAGAAGGCGGUGCCGAUCCUGGCUGCCGGCAUCCCCGAGAUGGGCAUCGCCACGCUGGACCCCAUGCACGUGGAGCAGGUCCGGACCUCACAGGCUGGCCUCGACAUGGACUUCAGGAACACCAGUGUGACGGGGCUACGGAAUUGUGAGGUCCUGCAUUGCAAGCGACACGCACAUAGCACAUUCGUAGACCUGAAGUGCUCGGUGAUGCUGGUGGGGAACUACACGCUCGGCGGGAAGCUGCUCAUCAUGCCCAUCGACGGCACUGGCAGAUACGCCAUUAAAAUAAAUGACAUCGUAGUAAAGAUAAUGUUUAAAGUGGGCGAGAGGAUGAUGAACGGUAACGCAUACUGGGUGGUGGAGAGCUGGAAGCACACCUCGGAGGUCCAGACCGGGGCACAUUUUCUGUUCCGGAAUCUCUUCCACGGAAACAAAGCUCUCUCGGAUGCCGUACAUGCGUUCGCCAACGAGAAUUGGCGCGACAUUUUCCAGGAGGUGGCGCCACCUAUCGUCAAGGCCAUCGUCGCCAAAAUCGUGGACGAAUCCACCAAGUUAUUCAACAAAGUGCCCAUCAAGGAUCUCGUUUUACAAUAGUACUGUUACUUGUUAUAUAGUUAUGUUUUCCAA
Messenger RNA from Trichoplusia ni (cabbage looper), 984 nucleotides. Its product is annotated as protein takeout-like. Bases 109 to 951 code for a protein of 280 amino acids. Lineage: Eukaryota; Metazoa; Arthropoda; Insecta; Lepidoptera; Noctuidae. The record is from RefSeq and is a predicted model, not a curated record. The transcript has 5 exons.